Acanthoscelides obtectus is the source of this 747-nucleotide messenger RNA. The record is from the annotation of a GenBank genome assembly. Lineage: Eukaryota; Metazoa; Arthropoda; Insecta; Coleoptera; Chrysomelidae.
UUCCUAGAUAAUUAUUGUAUCAACAAUUUCAAUACUAAUGUUAAUUAUGUAUAUAAAUUAUAAACAUGUAAACAGUGCAGUGCAAUGGUACUUCCAGUACGUUUGGUGGUCAAAAAUUUCCAGGUCACACUACGCUAAAAUAUGUCGUUUCAGUUUAUGGUUUGAAAUCACACAAAAAAGAGUUAUACAAGAACAUAAUUACCCCCAAGAGGAGUCCCUGGAUGGUUUUGCAAUUAGAGGAAUAUCCUCUUUUGAUGUUUUGAUUAAAGCAAAUGAUUUCAGCCUGGCAACGCCGACGGAUUACUAGGGAUUUUUCAUUUUUGACCCAUUUUGUUCGCAGCCUGAUAAUAGACAUCACACGUUAACAUGACGUAUGGCGUUAUUGACAGCUAUUUGAUUUGGGAUUCUUUUUGACAGCGAUUUUUGACAAGUUACCUACGCAAAAGCGCAAUGGCAAAGUCAAAGAACCACACCAAUCACAACCAGAAUCGCAAAGCUCACCGUAAUGGUAUCAAAAAACCAAAACGCUUCCUCCACGAAUCUACAUUAGGUAUGGAUGCUAAAUUUUUGAAGAACCAGAGGUUUUCAAAAAGGCAUAAUUUGAGCACCAAACAACAAGUGAAAAAAGCUGCAGAACGUAAAGCUGAAAGGGGAGCUAAAGCAGGCAAGAAAUGAAAUGUAGAGUAAAAGUAAUGUAGUUUUAAUAAACUAUAUCAAAAAUAAAUUAAAUAAAAACAGUAACUACUA